This is a messenger RNA of Pseudo-nitzschia multistriata, 2225 nucleotides long. The record is from the annotation of a GenBank genome assembly. NCBI's taxonomy places the organism in Eukaryota, Bacillariophyta, Bacillariophyceae, Bacillariales, Bacillariaceae.
CACAGAAACAACAUUCAAACAUGGUUUUUGUACGACGAGGCUUUCGCACAAUCGGAUUACAAUGAUCUUCGGCCUUCACCAACGAGAAACCGAACCACUCUGAUACAAGCAUACAUACAUGCAACACUUUUCUAUUACGGUGGAACUUGACGAGCUCUAUCUUCCACCUCUCCUCAAGCUCCAACUUCUCUGUUAGAAUACAGAAUAGCCUAGAACAAUAUCCUAGAACAUUGCGAUGAUGCUAACGUCCCGUCAAAAAAUACGAAACUGGUUCAUCGUAGUAUCUUUAGUGACGAAAGAAGCAAAGAUAGCAGCAGUCGGCGCAUCGUCACUGGUUGGCUCUGCUUCUCCGAAUCGCCGACACUCACUACGCACAAACAUGUGGGCCGAUGAAGAUGGCAAAAUCUCCGGCCAGCAGCAACCCGAGCGUUCUCUUCAGGCAUACACAAACAUGACGGCUCAAUACGAAGACGGACCUGCCGUGAAUCAAGAUCGCGAAGUCGAUUUCGAGUAUUGCUAUGGGGCCUUGCAACGCGCCGAUUCUAACAACGAUGGCCGUCUCGAAACAGCCGAUUAUUUAUCUUUUGUUCAGGACUAUGGAUCAAAUGCUGAGUGCUUGGGUAAUAUCAUGUCGUUGCCUGUCAUGCCAAUUGAACUAACGGCGUGCUGGAAUCAACUGAGCUGUGAGUGCCGAAAUCGCGGUGGUGCACCGGAYUGUUGCGAGAAAGAAAACGCCCAUUUGCCUCUGAAUGGAGUCAACGCUGUAGAUCCAGCACCCUCUGGACAGACARCACAGCAACCGCCAAAAGAAGAAUAUAUCCAAACGGAACAAGAUUUUUUGAGGCAGGCGUGUGUAAGGACGGACCAGUGCAUCAUUUCAUUUUGCGGAUACCCCCCUCCACCCUUGCCAAUUCCGCCGCCGGUCCCACCAACUCCUCCACCGAYAAUUCCUCCUGUACCAGUUGAGAAAAAUCUUGAAGUGGAGACCAAUUAUUUGUGGUUGCUAUUCUUGCUACUUCUGCUUUGCUGCUGCCGCAGGCGCUGGAUAUUAUGUCCUGUUGCAAAAGAUGACGACGAGGAAAACCAAGAGCGUGCUCCCGAUGAUCCAGCUGCCAUGGGUAGCCUUCCCGCGGAUAUCGAAAAYAGGCCAGAUGGUUUCGAAGGGGACUACAACGACCCUGAUGCCAAUAAGAUGAGCAUGAAAUCAACGGCUGCUACUGAAGUUGGCGAAGGGGGAGGUAUUCGGUACUACAGAGUGGUACAAGAACCGGAAUACGAAGAACCUCCUCCACCUCCYGAGCCGAAGAUUCUCGACCAAUACGAUAAAGGAGUGCCAGAAGGUGAUGGAAUGAAACUAAAACACAUCGAAAARGAYGGGCCUCCUCCCCCCGAAGAUGAUCCAUACGCAUUGGAACAUUAYGAACCCGAUGGUGGUGUAGUGGAACACAAACGAAAAGGCAAAUGGUCCUUUUUAGCUGGCGGGGGCUACAAKAAGGAAGAACGAGCCAAGAAAGAAAAAUCAGAUUGGAAACGCCCCGGKUACAAUCGAGCUGCGAAGRAAGAAGAAGAUGAUCCGGACAAUCGUCGUGAUCGAAACCUAAAUAAGUACGAAGGAGGUGCCAUAUUUGACCACCUGGACGAAACCGACGAGCCAGCUAAACGGGGUGCCGGAAACUCCCUUGAGUGGGUAUUUUCGAAUACACUCAACACCCUCGAAAACAACGAAGAUGAUCUCCGAUCAAAUCCWUCGAGUUCGUCCCAGAGAUCAUAACUUUGAAUCAAGAUGAAACCGUUCUUUCAGGCAAAGCAAGUUGUUCGRUUGAUGGGAWAUGACUGGAGUUAACGUAAGGCGACGAUUACGUGGGGAAAUUGACCAAGCACGAAUGAAGAAACCCACGGAAGCCACGAAGAAUCAACUGGGAACGAAGAAAGCUCGACGCUUCGUUCUGAAUAUUCUUCGUCAUUCAUGUAUAGAAAUGUAUUUUUAUCUGCGGUAGCGCCCUAUUAAGGUGUUGUCCUAACUCCACGCAGGAGGCUCAGCUCAGACUCAUCUGKCCUUUCCUUCUCUUCAGAGUUUAAAUUAGAUAUAUUGCCCUAUUUGAUUAYAAUAUAUAUCGUCGUUCCCAGAUCGAAGUACGUACUCUUCCGACUCGAGAAGAAGCACUAUUUAGAUGAAGAGUGAGGUGAGCGAUUGAUAGGUAUGCUAAUAGAAAGARUUUCAACCA